ACUCUACUCCUAGCACCAAUAUUUGGUCUGCGAUCCAAAACGGCUUGGCUAUCUAACUCUCCUCAAAAUGGUUGUCAAUCACUCCGGUGACAUGGGAUCAAUCUGGUCAGGAAAACUUCGAUUCCUUCUUGCACCAAGACUGUAUCUCUUGAUCUUUCUCUUCUGUCCUUCUGCAACUCCAUUAAGCUUUAAUUUCCCGAGCUUUAAUCAAGAUGAUGAUAUUGCCAAUAUAACUCUAGAAUCAGUCGCUGAUAUUAACAACGGAUUUCUCUACCUCACCAGAAGCGCAGAAGACCAACCAAAGGGUGGAACUGGUCGAGCUACCUACAAGCAACCCUUCCUGCUCCGACAAAAUGCAACCAGAAAACUCGCCGAUUUCACCACAACUUUUACAUUCUCCAUUUAUGCGCCAGAUGAUGCCAAUUUAACAUGGGGUGCCGGUGAUGGACUGGCCUUCUUCUUAGCGCCAGACGGGUCCGAACUCAACAGCUCAAACGACGACGGCUUUGCUCUCGGCCUCCCCUUGUAUCAUCGGUACCCAUUUGUGGCGGUGGAAUUUGAUAUCUACAAGAACGUCAACGAAUCCAUCCCCAACACAAAUGAAACCUUCGACGACCCAUUCGAAUCCGACGAUCAUGUGGGUAUCGACGUCAACACUGUCAAGUCGUUGACUACCAGGCCUUGGAAUGGUAGUAUUAUCGAUGGACAAAACAAUGAUGUCCGGAUCAGUUACAAUUCUAGCACAAAAAAUCUUAGCGUUGCCUUCACAACUUUUGUGAAGAAUGGUGCCAAGGAGAUGAGCUAUAUUAAUCACACAGUCGAUCUGAUGAAGCAUGUCUUACCGGAUCGGGUCAUUGUUGGGUUCUCGGCUUCAACAGGUAACGCUUCUGCUAUAUUUAGGAUCGUCUCGUGGAAUUUUACUUCAACUCCUCUGGUUGAUGAGAAUGCCAGGGACAACACUCCGGUAAGUGUACCUUCUGCUCCUGCGCCUAGCCCUAUGGCUAGUUCUGAUCCCAACUCCGGCAAUAAAGGACUAGUUGUUGGGUUGGGGGUUGGUGCAAGUAUUAUUCUAGUUGGUGGGUUGGCUUUGGUCUGCUUUAUCUUUUGGAAGAAGAAAGAAACGACGGACAGUGAUGAAGAUCCUAUCGUUGGUGAUGCCACUGACGAUGAAUUUGAACAAGGGACCGGUCCCAGAAAGUUUUUGUACGGCGAUUUAGUCCGGGCAACUGGUAACUUUCAAGAGGAAGAAAAGCUUGGCCAGGGAGGAUUUGGUGGGGUUUAUAAGGGAUUCAUAAAGGACUUGAACUCAUAUGUAGCUGUGAAGAGGAUAUCCAAAGGAUCUAAACAAGGAGUGAAGGAGUACGCAACAGAAGUAAGGAUCAUAAGUCGACUUAGGCAUCGGAAUCUGGUGCAACUCAUUGGUUGGUGCCACAAGAAAAAAGAACUCCUGCUUGUUUACGAGUUCAUGCCCAACGGCAGUUUAGAUUCACAUUUGUUCAAACAAAAAAGUUUGUUAACUUGGGAGGCCAGGUACAAAAUAGCUAACGGCUUGGCAUCGGGGUUGCUUUAUCUACACGAAGGAUGGGAACAAUGCGUUUUGCACAGAGACAUCAAAUCUAGCAAUAUCAUGUUAGAUUCCAAUUUCAACGCAAAACUUGGGGAUUUUGGGUUAGCUCGGCUUGUGGAUCAUGGCAAACAAUCACAAACAACGGUUUUGGCUGGAACAAUGGGCUACAUGGCUCCUGAAUGUGCUACUACUGGAAAAGCUAGUAAGGAAACAGAUGUCUAUAGUUUUGGAAUCGUUGCUUUGGAGAUAGCAUGUGGGAGAAAACCGAUUGAUGUCAAUAUGGGAAGAGAUCAAAUCAAUAUUGUAGAAUGGGUUUGGAAGCUAUAUGGAGAAGGGAGAGUCGUUGAAACAGCCGAUCCAAAACUCUGCGGUGAUUUUGAUGAGAAACAAGUAGAGUGUUUAAUCAUUGUUGGGUUGUGGUGUGCUCACCCAGACUACGUGAUGAGGCCUUCGAUACAACAAGCGAUUCAAGUACUUAACUUCGAAGUUCCGGUGCCAAUUCUUCCAUCGAAAUUCCCUGUGGCGACCUAUUUUGCUUCUGCAGUAUCGUUCUCCAAGUUUUCCGACAAUAAUAGCGGUUCAAGUAGAGGUCAAAGCGAGCCUUCUACCAAUGGUUAUAGCACAUAUUCCUCACAGUUCACUACAUCUUCUACAACAGACUCUUAAAUAUCGACAUCCUUUCAGGAAGAGCUGCUGGCAUGGUGUAUGUGUGUUGUAAUUUUUCUGUGUCAUUUUAGUUUCGUGUAAAUAAAUCCACUUGGUGGUGUUUUUAUUUUGUACUUGCAGUUGCUGUAGAUUAAGUACUAUAACAGAGCGUGAAUAUGUGCCUGUCCUAUUUCGUCUUCAGUUAGUUG
Molecule: messenger RNA, 2421 nt
Organism: Rosa chinensis
Lineage: Eukaryota; Viridiplantae; Streptophyta; Magnoliopsida; Rosales; Rosaceae
Product: L-type lectin-domain containing receptor kinase IX.1
Exons: 1
Coding region: 68-2233 (721 amino acids)
Biological process (GO): protein phosphorylation
Cellular component (GO): plasma membrane
Molecular function (GO): protein kinase activity; ATP binding; carbohydrate binding
Source: RefSeq, a predicted model, not a curated record